AGAGGGAGGAGGGAGGAGGGAGGAGAGGGGGAGGAUACAGAACGCGCACAUCACAUGCAGCUCGAGCAGCGGACCGGUCGGAUCUCUCUGUCUCAUAUCGGAAGCUGCAGGUCCAGAAGAAAGGGCAGACCAGCAGGAGGACUUCAUGAUCAGCUCGCUCUGCUCCUGAGAAGAACCGUGACACCUUUCAGACAGCAUGGACUUUGUGAUGAAGCAAGCUUUAGGUGGAGCCACCAAAGACAUGGGGAAGAUGCUGGGGGGGGAGGAGGAGAAAGACCCUGAUGCAUCCAAGAAAGAGGAGGAGCGUCAGGAGGCGCUGAGGCAGCAGGAGGAGGAGAGGAAGGCCAAGCACGCCCGCAUGGAGGCCGAGAGGGAGAAAGUACGGCAGACCAUCAGGGACAAGUACGGGCUGAAGAAGAAGGAGGAGAAGGAGGCGGAGGAGAAGGCGGCCAUGGAGCAGGCCUGCGAGGGCUCCCUGACUCGUCCUAAGAAGGCAAUUCCUCGGGGAUGCGGAGACAAUGACGAAGAGGACGAGGAGAGCAUCCUGGACACCGUCCUCAAGUUCCUGCCCGGACCUCUGCAGGACAUGUUCAAGAAGUAGAAGGAGGCGGGUUCGACAGUAGAUCUGUGCGUGUGGGGGGUUCUGGGCGGUUGGGAGCAUCUCACUGCCUUUCUGCAAAUCCUUUACGUCCUUCUUUUUCUACUCUUACUUGUGAUUUGACACUUCUUACCGCCCUCUGUCCUUACCGCCCUCCUGUCCUCUGUCAGACAUUCCAAUGUGUCUGCUGCCGGAGGACGACGGGUGGAGCAUGUUUAGGUUUUUUCUACAGUUCGAACCUCAGCGUUUAUAUUCCAAUCAGAGUCGCGUUUUGAGUUUGAGUGUUGUGUGUCUUCUUACAUUGUCUUCCAGCAGAGGACACGUCAAUAAUUCAAUGUCUCUGUUAGCAACAUUAAAUGUCUCUGAUGGGGACAUUGAAAGGUCUUCAGACGAUAACAUCUCAGCUACUUACACUGCCGCCGAGCUACAGACGGCUGAAGAUCUGUAGCAGAUUUAUAUUUUCUUUGAAUCUCAUUUUUUAAAAAUGAAUCCAUGUGUCUUUGUCCAGAAAUGGGGCGACGUCCCGGUGGUUGUUAGUGAGCGUCCUGGUGAAGACAAUCGAGGCUCGGCCCGCUGGAGGACAGUGGGAGGAGCUUGUACCUCCUGUCACACCCUCUGUGAUUGGUGGAAAGAGGGUUACACGCACUUGAUUAACUGUCUGUUUUCUGCUCUCUGUUUAUUGUCAACACACAGAUGCAAACAUCAGGCCUUUUCUCAGCUUAGGGACAUUUCGCGAAUGUGCCGCCAUGUUUACAGCCACGUCCUCGCGUUUCUUUUUGCAUGGAGGCCUGCGGGAGUCCAGCGUGUUGCAUGAAACCCAAAGAAAAGCCCAAAGUCAAGUCCUCUUCGUCCUCUAGUAUCCUGAGACUGAGGAGGCGAGGCCUCUGAUCUCACAGGACCUCCUUCAGAGCGUCCUCAUUAAGCCUCUAGAUGUCUCGUUGUCCCUGUCAUGUCCCCUCUGCUCAUUGUCCCUGUCAUGUCCCCUCUCCUCAUUGUCCCGGUCAUGUCCCCUCUCCUCAUUGUCUCUCUCAUGUCCCCUCUCCUCAUUGUCCC
This is a messenger RNA of Gasterosteus aculeatus aculeatus (three-spined stickleback), 1651 nucleotides long. RefSeq names its product complexin-2. The record is from RefSeq and is a predicted model, not a curated record. Gene Ontology annotation, cellular component: terminal bouton; SNARE complex. NCBI's taxonomy places the organism in Eukaryota, Metazoa, Chordata, Actinopteri, Perciformes, Gasterosteidae. Gene Ontology annotation, biological process: synaptic vesicle exocytosis; regulation of neurotransmitter secretion; neurotransmitter transport. Gene Ontology annotation, molecular function: syntaxin binding.